UUAUCUUUUUUUCUAUCUAAACUCUAAUUCCCUGUCAAAGACCCAGCAGCAAUGAAACAAGCUCUUAAUAGAUGAGUUGAGAGUUGAGACCCAUCUUCAAAAUCAAACUCUAACACUGAAACUUUGUCAGGCAAUUCUAAUUGGAACCAAAAAUAAUGUCUUGUACCUCAGUUUCUUCUUUUACUGCUUCUCUCGUUGUCCCUUCAAAAAGUUCAUCUUUUUCCAAUCGUAAGCGCAGAUUCAUCCAAUGCUCUCUUGGUGGGGCUGUAGUAGAACCAAAAGCUUUAGCAGAACCCCUGUUGCUCAAUGCUGUUCGAGGGCAAGAUGUUGAAAGACCACCAGUUUGGCUUAUGAGGCAAGCAGGGAGGUACAUGAAGAGCUAUCAAAUAAUAUGUGAAAAAUAUCCUUCCUUUCGUGAAAGAUCGGAAAAUGUUGAUCUUGUCGUUGAGAUUUCCCUGCAGCCAUGGAAUGUUUUCAAGCCAGAUGGGGUCAUUUUAUUCUCCGAUAUUCUCACUCCUCUCUCAGGGAUGAACAUACCUUUCGACAUUAUCAAGGGUAAAGGUCCAGUUAUCUUUGACCCUAUAGCCACUGCUGCUGAUGUUGAUCAAGUGAGAGAAUUUAGUCCCGAGGGGUCAGUUCCAUAUGUUGGUGAAGCAUUGACAAUCUUGAAGAAAGAGGUAGAUAACAAAGCUGCAGUAUUGGGUUUUGUUGGCGCUCCAUUCACUCUAGCAUCAUAUGUGGUUGAAGGUGGUUCAUCGAAGAACUUCACAAAAAUAAAAAAAUUGGCCUUCUCUCAACCCAAGGUACUUCAUUCUUUGCUUCAGAAAUUUGCGACCUCCAUGACAAAGUAUAUUCGGUACCAAGCUGACAAUGGAGCCCAAGCUGUUCAAAUAUUUGACUCUUGGGCAACGGAGCUAAGUCCGGUGGAUUUUGAGGAGUUCAGCCUGCCGUAUUUGAAGCAAAUUGUAGAUGCUGUAAAACAAACCCAUCCGGAUCUUCCUCUAAUCCUUUAUGCAAGUGGAUCUGGGGGCUUGCUUGAAAGGCUAGCUUUAACAGGUGUGGAUGUAGUUAGCUUAGAUUGGACUGUUGACAUGGCUGAAGGUAGAAGACGACUUGGACACGAUAUUGCUGUCCAGGGAAACGUUGAUCCUGGAGUUCUGUUCGGUUCAAAGGACUUCAUCACCAAUCGGAUACAUGAUACUGUGACAAAAGCUGGUAAAGGGAAACAUAUAUUGAAUCUCGGUCAUGGGAUUAAAGUAGGUACACCUGAAGAAAAUGUUGCCCAUUUCUUUGAGGUUGCUAAAGCAAUCAGGUACUAAAAGCAAUACCAGAUUAACUGUUUUCGGACCGAGUAAAGUUUAUGCAUCUUCAGGUUUUGUUUUUUCAGCCCUUGAUUCUUCAUUUGUAUUUAUCUAGAGAGCCCUUUGAGAGUUCUUACACAUUCUCGGAUACGGUGCUUCAAGAAAAAGGGAGCCGUAGUAACAUAAACUUGUUGGAAUUUAGAAAGUUCCGUUUGGUCGUUUUUUUUUAGUUUGUAUUUGUUUAUGUGCUUGAGCUAACAAGAAACUCUAAAUUUGGAAGCAUUCUCAUUUGAGGCAAUGCUGGGGCCUUCUCAGUUCCUGUUUAGAAAGUAGGUCUGAACCUAUAUAUAAAAAGUUUUUUUAUAAAAAUAAUAAUAAUAAUAACUGAUGAGUUGCUA
This is a messenger RNA of Gossypium raimondii (Peruvian cotton), 1699 nucleotides long. RefSeq names its product uroporphyrinogen decarboxylase. The record is from RefSeq and is a predicted model, not a curated record. The transcript is spliced from 6 exons. Gene Ontology annotation, biological process: porphyrin-containing compound biosynthetic process. The coding region runs from base 156 to 1319 and encodes 387 amino acids. Lineage: Eukaryota; Viridiplantae; Streptophyta; Magnoliopsida; Malvales; Malvaceae. Gene Ontology annotation, molecular function: uroporphyrinogen decarboxylase activity.